UCUGUGGCUGUAAAGGCUGAGCGGUUAAGAUAGACACACAGCGUCGAGAGACGAGCAGCAGGGCGCCCGAGGAGUGUGGGGUUAAAGAGAUCGAAGCAACAUCGGCUGCGGAUCCUAAUCACCGAUAACAUUCUGUUGUUGUUUCGUUGAUUGAACUUUGACUCUCAUUACUGUUUCGCCAAAGGGAUUAUAUAGGGCGACUUGUGAUUUUUUACUUCGCGGACAAAGGGAGGACACUUCUAACACCGUCAGAUUCUUGUUAUUUGGUUUCCAACCGGUUCGCAUACUGUUUUGAGUACAAAACAUGUAGCCCUCUGUUUACGCCUGGGUUAGGUUCCAGAAGGAAUGAUUGUAAAUCGAAACUGUUGUAAAUUGAAACCCAGUUUAUAAUCAUUAAGAAAUGGCUCAGGAGACUAAUCAGACUCCAGGACCUAUGCUGUGCAGUACAGGAUGUGGCUUUUAUGGCAACCCUAGAACCAGUGGCAUGUGCUCAGUGUGCUACAAAGAGCAUCUUCAGCGGCAAAACAGUGGCAGAAUCAGCCCAAUGGGCACAACUAGUGGUUCAAAUAGUCCUUCAGCUGAAUCUGCAUCUGUACAGAGAGUAGAAACUGCUUUGAACAUCUGUGACGCUGCUAGCUGCCCAUCAGACAAAUCAAGGAGUUUACCUGUUACCCAGCAGAUGACAGAAAUGAGCAUUUCAAGAGAAGACCAUAUAACCUCUCCAAAACUAGAAACUACAGAACCUGUUGUGACCCAGCCAAGUCCAUCUGUAUCUCAGCCUAGUACUUCUCAGAAUGAGGAAAAGGCCCCAGAAUUGACAAAACCAAAGAAAAACAGAUGUUUCAUGUGCAGGAAGAAAAUUGGACUUACAGGUUUUGAUUGUCGCUGUGGAAAUCUGUUUUGUGGACUUCAUCGUUAUUCGGACAAGCACAACUGCCCUUAUGACUACAAAGCUGAGGCUGCAGCAAAAAUAAGGAAAGAAAAUCCUGUUGUUGUUGCAGAGAAGAUUCAGAGAAUAUAAAACCUAUGAUUUGUGAAGACUGACUUUUUUUUUUUUUAUUUUUGUUCUGAUUUUAAAAUAUCCUAGGGAAACAUUUAAAAGCAGAUGCAUGUCCAUUUUUUUUUCUUUCCUUUUUGAUGUUAUCCAGAGUUUUACUUUUUGUGAUGUCUCCUCUUCUGUUUUUGAGUUUUAGGAUGUUUGGGUGUUUGUUACAGAGAACUUUUGGUUGGAGAGAUACAGCCCUUUCAAGCUUGUGUACCUGAACCCAGAGAGCUUGAACAUAUUAGUACUGGCCUAUAUAUUUCAUUUCAAUGCAUAUCUUAGUAAAAGAAUGUUUAGUAUAUGUGCCAAAAACAGGCUUAAAAUCUGCAUGUCUGCAACAGAUGCUCAUUUAGUAUCUUGUAUUGGAUAACACGUUGGCAUAUGCAAUGCACCUCAUCCUGUAUUUUUGUUGUGGGAUUUUGUUUCUUCCUUUUGAACAAACUAAUUUGGAUGAAAAUGAAACUUUGCAUGGCACGAUUUGAAGAUGACUACUAUGCAAGACAAAAGAAAUUUCCUAUGGUGGUGUUACAUUGCAUAAAUUUUGUAUACCUGAUUUUCAUUGACGUUCUCAUACUUGUAUGUAUAAUAUAUUGUUUUCCAUUCUGGCUAAUGUCUUGCAACUGACAGCCUUUAAAAGGGUGUCCACAUUUUAUAUAAAAAUUAAGGUAUUAAAACAUUCAAGCUAUCUGCUAGGCUUUACCAAUACAUUUUUAAGUUAGCAUGAUAAAAGUGCAAGCCCAUUAAAUAUUGGAGGCUAACGUACACAAAGUUACCUUUUUUUUUUUUUUUGUAUUGUUUCGUGAGGCCUUACUAAUAUAAUGUAAUAUUUGUGGCUUGUUAGUUGCAAAUCCAACCUAGCGACACUCCCUUGUGAUGGAGAAUUAGGCACUUGUACAAAUAAUUGAUGUCUGAAUUUGUGAUAUUACUUGUAUCUGUGCCAACAGCUAACAUUCUCUGUCAAGCUUAGCCGUUUUAGUGACUGUCAGUCUUUGAUACCACCCUUUUGUGCCUUUUGUCAUUACAACAUACUUAAUACUCUACAAAGGUCUUCUGGUUUAUGUGCAGUAAUUGCUUAUAGGUCAUAUUGCAUUAAAGUAGUAUGAGCAAUCUCUUGCAGCAAUCAGCAGUUUCAAUUCUCAGGGGAAAGGGUUUUAUUUCUAAUUUUAUUUGUUUUAUUUUUCUUCUAAGGUAAACUAAUAUAGCUUAUUAAUGGAGGUUUUACAAUGUGAUUCACUUGCACAGUUUUGCAUGGAAAACCAUACGUUUGCUGCUGUUGAUUUCUCCCCUUUUUAAAUUAUAUGGGUUGUACUGGGAAACACGUUGAGGGCUGCUCAACUCCUCCUUUUUAAUUGUAUUUGGGUGUAGAACUGUAGUGUUCUUGGUUGUAUUGCAUGGGCUGCGUUAUCUACAGCUAUGUACUAAAACAACUCUAGAAAAGGCAGUAUACUUCACUGAUGCUUGUCUGAAGAUCACUUCUGUGUUAUAAUGGAAGGUUUCUUGUGAUUUUUUUUUUUUUUUUUUUUAAUUUUAGGUAAGAAAGUACAAUUUUUUUUUUAAUUUUUUUUUUUUAGAGUAGUGUUGUGGUAAUGCCUGUUAUCAUCUGUAAAUAGUUAACUAUGUUCACUCAGCCUCACUAAGAUUUGUGUCAUGUCCCUAGUUUAUAUUUCACUUUCCAAGCAUCAGGAUCUUUUGCUUCAAACUUUGUAUUUCUGUUCUCAGUUAUUAGAUAUGCAAAUGUGUACAGAUAGUUCAUAUUUAUGUAUUGCACAUAAUCAUGCUACUCAGCAUUUAUGCUAUAUUGUAUUAUGUAAAUAAUAAAAUUAUGUACAGAGGA
Bombina bombina (fire-bellied toad) is the source of this 2876-nucleotide messenger RNA. RefSeq names its product zinc finger AN1-type containing 5 (gene ZFAND5). The transcript has 7 exons. The record is from RefSeq and is a predicted model, not a curated record. Lineage: Eukaryota; Metazoa; Chordata; Amphibia; Anura; Bombinatoridae. Gene Ontology annotation, molecular function: DNA binding; zinc ion binding. The coding region runs from base 401 to 1021 and encodes 206 amino acids.